Messenger RNA from Formica exsecta, 1633 nucleotides. It is a transcript of the gene SerRS-m, whose product is annotated as serine--tRNA ligase, mitochondrial. The record is from RefSeq and is a predicted model, not a curated record. Bases 316 to 1629 code for a protein of 437 amino acids. Lineage: Eukaryota; Metazoa; Arthropoda; Insecta; Hymenoptera; Formicidae. Gene Ontology annotation, biological process: mitochondrial seryl-tRNA aminoacylation. Gene Ontology annotation, cellular component: mitochondrion. Gene Ontology annotation, molecular function: ATP binding; tRNA binding; serine-tRNA ligase activity. The transcript has 4 exons.
AUGUCUAUGACAUAAUCGAAUAAAAAAAUUCUAAAAAUAAUCUAACAAAAGCGAUUAUAAUUGUACGAAUAAACGUUUUAUGUCGGCUUACAUAAAAUAGCGAAAUAUUAAAAAUUGAAUAUGAAUGUAAAACAUAAAAUGUGUUAAAAAAUAUAUAUACAUCUUCCAUAUCACAUAAAGCUUUAUAUAACAAGCAUAUUAUUUAAACAAGUUACAAAUUCUAUAUAUACAGUGUCAAUCAAUUUAUUUCUGUUAUCUAAUUUGAAUUUAAAAAAAAUUAAAGAAUUAUAUGAAUGGAUACAUUCUUUAUAUAAAAUGAAAUUUAAACUUGAAAAGUACUUCAAGCAAUUUUGUAGAUUACGAUCUUCCUGGAUACACACAUUGCCCGUUGAAACAUCAGGAAAAAAUAUUGUCAGCGAGAAAUUAUGCUUGCCUGAACCAGAAUAUGAUACAGAUUUUUUAUGCAAUCCCAGAAAUCGCGAUGCCAUUUUAAAUAAUAUCAGAAGAAGGAAGGAAAUUGGUGAUAUCGAUAGAGUACUCGAAUUUUCAGACAAGUCUGAGAAGCGAGAAUUGUUCUUGCAAGAAUUGAGUAAAAUACCAAACUGUACACAUCCUGCAGUACUUGAAUAUCGUGAUGUACCAAAACUUUUAAAGCAAUGUGGUGAGAAAGUAAAAUUUGAUUUUGAACCUAAAGAAUUUGCUGAGCUUGCCACUGAUCUGAAAACAAUAAGAACACAAGCCCUGGGUCCUAUCGCUGGACAGAGAAGUUAUAUACUUUUGGGCGAUUUGGCAGAACUGGAAGAGGCAUUGAUUCAAUACACUAUUAGGAAAUUGAUGAAGCAUGGAUUUAAAUUAGUAUCAGUUCCUGAUAUUAUUCAAAGUAGUGUUAUCGAGAGAUGUGGUUUAAUAGUGAAUGAUGAUCGAACUCUUGUAUACAAAUUGGAUUCUUGUUAUGACGAUGACUAUAGUCUGUCUGGAACUGCAGAAAUGUCAUUAGCUGGAAAGUUAAUGAAUACUACAUUUUCUUAUGAUAAAUUACCAUUGAAACUAGUUGCUGUUAGUCGAUGUUAUCGCGCCGAGGGUUCAAGUUCGCUUGAUGAAAGAGGGAUCUAUAGAGUUCAUCAAUUCACCAAAGUGGAAAUGUUUGUCUGUUCCGAACCAUGCCAAUCUGAGAAAGUGUUUCAAGAUCUUCAAGACAUACAAGAGGAAUUGUUCUCUUCGUUAGGAUUACAUUUUCAAAUAAUGGAUAUGCCUCCAACUGAUCUAGGUUCACCAGCUUAUAGAAAAUAUGACAUGGAAGGCUGGAUGCCUGGAAGAAAGCUGUAUGGUGAAUUGUCUAGUUGUAGUAAUUGUACAGAUUAUCAAUCUAGACGUCUCAACAUCAAGUACAGAACGAAAGAGGGAAACAUAAUGCACGUGCACACAUUGAAUGGAACUGCAUGUGCAAUACCUCGCAUGCUAAUCACGUUAUGCGAGACUUAUCAGACGAAACAUCACCGCAUUACUGUACCAGAGAAGUUGGUGCCUCUAAUGAAGGGUAAAACACUUAUAAAGAAGCAACCAAUAGCAGACAUGAGACUUUAUAAAUACAAACAAAAAUUAAGUCCAAAUAAAACUAAAAUAUCCUAAAUAA